Molecule: messenger RNA, 1773 nt
Organism: Hydra vulgaris (swiftwater hydra)
Lineage: Eukaryota; Metazoa; Cnidaria; Hydrozoa; Anthoathecata; Hydridae
Source: RefSeq, a predicted model, not a curated record
AAAAUUAAUUAAACGAUGUCGACUGCUAAUUUAGAAGAUAUUUUAAAUGCCGAAGAAGUUAUUCCUAUUGUUUUAUUACAGGGUUUAUCUGAAAAUGUUUGCUCAGAAGAAAUCAAUGUUAAUAUACCUUAUAAAGUUACUAAGAUAGAUCUAAAGUAUCAGGUACAUAACAAAUGGGGGAAAAGCUUGAUAGAAAUGCCCUUAUUUACAAUUAAUAACAUUCAAAAUCAUCGCAAACUAAGUGGUAAAUCAAAAGGACUAUCUAUUAAAAAAACACUCUUAAGAGGUAAAAAAUUCCAAGAGGAGCGGUAUAUUUCAUCGGAUUCAAUAUUUACAUAUUCUGCAAACAAUGUAUUUAAAACUAAAGGAUUAUGUAGAGCUAGCAUGAAAAAAGAUAUAUGGGAAGUUACUGUCCACAUAUCACAAAAUUCGUCCCAAGUUAUCUAUGCUUGCUGUUCUUGUCCAGCAGGAAUGAGUGGAUAUUGUAACCAUGUAAUGGCUUUGUUGUUAGAAUUAGCAGAUUACUCUACAAAAUUUUUAAAAAAAGUCCCUACUGAAAUAUCUUGUACAAGUAAACAACGACAAUGGGGUGUUCCUGGUGGAAAAAAAAGAUACAAAGCUCCUAUAAUGAGUUCAAUUGUUAAGAAGGAAAAUAAUAAGCGUGGUAUAAAGUCUACAUUGUAUGACCCUAGACUUCUUUUCAAUGAACAAUAUAUGAACUUAAAAGUUUUAGAAAUUCAAAAAAAACUUAUUGAAGUUAACUACAAAAUUGGAUUUGCCCAUGUUGUACCACCCAUUCACACUUACAAAUAUGUCAAUACAAGAUUUGGUCAAUUUCCAACAGGCUCACCUCUAAGUAUGCACUUGCAAGUUGUGGAACCACAUUUUGAAAUAUUAUCAAAUAUACAAGAACUACCUAAACACAAAACUGAUAUUCAAGAACCCAAAAUAGAAUUUGAAUAUUUACCUUUAAAAGAAUUAAGUGAUGACUAUAAUGACAUCGUUCCAGAUUGUAUAUUUUCUUUUGAAAAAAAAAAUUAUUUAAAAAAAAUAGAAGUUACAUACUUAGAGGCUAAAAAUAUUGAAAAGGCAACAGUUUUACAAAAUUUUUCGGAUAAGUGGUUUGCCUUACGAAGAAACAAAAUUACUUCAAGCAACGCUCAUAAAUUAUAUAUUAAAACUAAAAACUUUGACAGUCUUAUCACCAUAUUUACACAAAAACUUAAUUUAAUUGAUUCUAAACUUUUUCAAAAAGCUAUAAAACAUGGUAAAGACUUUGAACCUAUUGCCAGGGAAACUUAUAUCGAUGUUAUGAAAUAUAAACUUAAUCAUUCUAUAAAAUGCAGAGAAACAGGGAUUGUUAUACAGCCUAAACUACCAUGGCUUGCAGCAUCACCUGAUGGUAUGUUAAUUAACGGAGAAUUAAAUAAUGAAUUUGGAUUGAUAGAAAUAAAAUGCCCUUGGUCAAAAAGAAAUCGUACCCCAAAAGAAUUAGUACUCGACGAAUCUUUUUAUGUUAAAAUGAAAAAUGAUAAACCAGUCUUGAGAAAAAAAAAUGUAAACGGCUAUUACACUCAAAUACAAAUGGCUCUAGGAAUAUCACAAGUAACAUUUUGUGAUUUCAUUGUUUAUACGUUUAAAGGAUGCAUUAUUAUUCGAAUUCCUUUUGAUAUAAUGUACUUUAAAGAUGUUGUAAAUAAACUUAACUUAUUUUAUAUCAAAUAUCUUUUACCUGCUAUUGUUGAACUUGAGACAAGUCAAAUUGAACAAUAA